AUGGGAAGGAAAUGGCAUCGCGGACAGCAGUGGGACCGCGACACCGACUAUGUGUCCACCGACUAUGGAGGAUCCUACCACUUGUGGGGUGGGGCGUACUCGGCAUCGCCGAAGGCUGCCCCGAAGGCCAAGUCUCGGUUGCGCUACGAUCAGACCGUUGUGCCGGACCGUCCUGCGAAACCAGCCCUGCCUUCGGAGGAGGACUCUCUGGCGAUUGUGGCUGGUGGCAAUGGGCCCCUGUCACAAGCGAUCCAGAAGGCACUCACCAUGGCCAAGAAGUCAGAUGGCCGUGUCCGCAAGCUUCGCAAGGACAUUGCUACCCGAAGGGCUCAGUUCGACCAGUUCGGUCGCGAGCUGAAGGCAUCCUACGCGGCCGAGCAACGACGCUUCGAUGCCGAUGUGCAGCGUUUGGAGGAAGAGGUGCAAGCGGCUGCACAGUCUGGCCAGCAGGCAGCUCGGGCCGUGCAACAUCUUGUUCUGCAUGGUGUCCAGGAGCAGAAGGACGAGGACGAGGAAGCAGCAGCGGAUGCGGCCUGGAAUCAGCUCAUGGCGGCCCCGGCCCCCGAGGAAGAGCCGCCUUCCCAGUUCUUGGCGGAUGCCAUGGCAGCUGUACGCUCUGUACAUGUGCUGGACACUCCCCAGCCGCGACGUGUGCCAGCAAAACAGGAGUCCAGGGAUGGAGGGGAUGGCCUCAGUCGGCCACCUCCUGGCCUGACUGCGCCAGCAUCUGCGCCCUCCGCCAAUCCGCGACAGGAGAUCCCGGGCACGGGCUCAGGACUCAUUGCUACAGGGGCUGUGGAUGCCCACAGUGCCCCCAACUAUGCGACCGAGCCAGUGGGUGCGCCGUUCGCUCACUCACCUGGCUGCCCCGCGGGACCGGCAGUGGCGCCUGUGGCAGUCACUCCGGAAGGACGUCGACCUGCUGGAAAGCCUCGGACACCGAUCAAGGCCCACACCAAGCCUACACAUCCACCGUCGGGCGGCCGCAGCUUGGGGCAGACCAUGCAGCGCUGCCUCGCCCGGCUCUUCGCCGUGCACUUCGAUUUCUUACUCUGGGUGCUUCCGGCCCUGCCUCCGGUGUUUCGUGGUGGCCCACUCAGUUUUGGCUUGCUGCAGCGGUGUUGCAAGCUCGACCAGGAGCCGCCUUCACACACACCACAGCAGCGCGCUGAUCUCGAAAGGCUCCGUGCAGUUGAGCUACAUGAUUUACGACCAUGGCCACGCCUUCCUGCGAGCGAUGGCCCUGCCCCGCCCACCACAGACCCAGUGACAGCCAUGCUAGCUGGAGUAGAGCCUUCCGUGCCCUUCACCUUUGGCAUUUUGAUCCCUGGGUACGCCACCGAAACUGUCCAGCUCAGCCUCUUCCCUCCUGUUGAGGUCCAUGAUGCCUUGGAGCUUCUGCAGCAAGAGCGGGAUCAGGUCCAGGCCAGGCUUUUUCCGGUGCUUUUGCCUGUUCGGCCCAUGCCAUCACCGAAUUACGGCAUCGUUGCGGCCCUACCCUCUUGGACCACCUCCGAUGUGUGCUUGUGCCUGGACCUGCAAGAGGUCGACGGGCGGCUCUACACCGAUCUUGGUCCGACGGCUGCAUCGCAUGAGGUCUUGCUUCGGCUAGUUGGGCUACCCGAGAAUGCCCCCGUUGACGUGUACCUUGGCGCAAGUGCAGUGCCAAUCCAAGCAACGGAAACAGUCGAGCUCGACAAUGGGUGCACUCUCUUCUUCACUCCUCAAUUUGCUCUUCCAGGCGCAUAUUUUUUCCUUGAGGACAUUUUAUUGUCGUCACACGGCUGGCACGAGGAUGCAUUCAUUCCCCAGGGUCCCGACGACCCGGUUCUGUGUGUCGUGACUGACCGCGGCCCACAGCUGGUGUCGUUCCCGGACGAGGCCUCAUUUGGAGAAGCCGGCACCAUUGCGCGGAUGCUUGAGCUGCCUGAGGAACAGUUGGUUCUCCAGCCUGCAGUCCCUCCCGUACGAGACGCUGCCAUGAAGGGGCGGCGAUGCCGGGGCGUGUUUGGAGCUUCUGGGUGGGUUCCUCGGGAUGAGGCCCGAUCUGCCUUGGAGCUCGUGCCUCCGGUUCUUGGUCUUGUAGAUUGCAGAGCGCUUCUUCAAGGAUGGGACCUAAUUUCGUCACCACAGGGACGUUUCCCAUUUGCUGACUUCUACGAUGUCCUGGCGACCUUUACCCCACCGCACUGGGAGCUGUAUUUGGAAAGAGCAAUCCAACAGGAGCAUAUGCUACAGUACUUCCCUGGUGCUGUUAUCUAUGCCUCCUACAUGCCCUUGCGCACAGUCGACCCUGCGACUUCAUCCGGUGAGGACGUUGCACAUGACAUGCACGUUUCUGAUCGUGAUGACAACAGUUCCGCACAUGAUGAGUCCCAGCCUGAGCCCGGGGUGACGGCAAGAGCUAGGUCUGAGUCUGCAUCUGACACUGACGCGGACAUGUCUGACGCGGGGCUUGCAAGCCGCCACUCGCCUCGAGAGGAGGAGGUGAGCCCGGGUCCCUCAAGUGACUCGGAUGAUAGCCCGGGCUCGGCCGACAGCGAUUCUGCUACUUCUUCCGGCGAGACCAGUGAGUUCUCUGCGGUUUUCGUUGUCCUUACUCCAGAAUACAUCCCGGAGAUCAUCACCAUUGUUGUUCCCGGGCCCUGUUCCUGGAGGUCCGUCCAGAGGAGGGUGCAGGCCGCGCGCCCACCAUUGCGUCGAGGACGCUUCCCGGCCUUGCGCCCAGUCGAGCCCCAGCCGGUGCAAGACCAUGUGCUGCUCCUGGCGGUGCCAGCUUGGAGCGAUGGUGUCUUUGUUGCCAUCGACUGCUCGCGCGUGAAUGGCCCCAUCUCUGAUAGUGAGCGGGUCGACCUCUGCACCGGCUACUGCGUUUCCUUCCUGCCGCCUCGCAAUGCGGUCCUUGUCGUGUCUGAUGUGUGUGACCGCUUGAGGAACCCAACCGGUUGGAACCUUGACUUGCGUCUACCUGUUGCUCCUGGUUUCUGGAUUCACGUGCUGACAGACACCGGCCCCGUGCGUCUGCUUGUGCCGCGCGAACGGCGACGCUUCCUUCGACAACAUGUCGCUGAUUCCAUCCAGGUUGAUGUGGACAGGCUUUUCUUGCAGGCGGCUAGGCCUCCACUGCGCGACUCCUGUGACCAAGGCAUUCUUGCUGACAAUGUUUUUGUCGCUACCGCCAACCACACCGAUGUGCUCUCUGGCGAUCCUCCUGUUGCAUAUUUCCUUGAUGCGAGGCCAAUGCUCGCCGGCGUCACUUGGAGUUUUGCUCCUGCAGGCAUCCCUGACGAGGCUAUGAUUCUUGACUUUUGCAGCCCAUACUGUCCUCCUGGAUAUCGGGCAGUCAUCUCGGGCGGCCAAAGAGAUGCGUCUGGAGUGCUUCGCGUCGGGGCCGGAGAGGUCUUGUGUGUCGAUUGUGCACUGACACCGCAGGGGGUCGAUGAAGCACGGCCUCAUCCGGACCGGCCUUCCGACUCUUCUCCAGGCCCUGACCAACCUGAUGAUCCCGAUAGCUCCUCCAGCGACGAUGACCCCUCUCAUGGCCGCAGCGUCCGCCGUCGGACCCACAAUUUUGCACCUGCCUCUGGUUUCGAUCCUGCACCUAACGGAGGGCCAGUCGGCACAAGGAUGGAGAAGGCAUGCAAUGCCGAAGUGUUGGACCACAGCCUGCUUCGGGUUGGGUUGCAUCCGCGAGCGCAGACAAUGGCGGCAGGCCUGUUCCUACUCCGUGCCGUGCUCAUGUCCCUCACUCCGGUUUUGUCUCGGAUCUUCCCAAUCCUGAUCUUGUUGGAGAGCAUCAAUUCCUCCGGGAAGCACCUAUCGGGCCCACUCUUCUUGAAGAAGCGUGCCAGCGCUGCCAGGGAUCCGUCGGACAUCCCCUUUGGGAAGCCGCCACCCUCCUUGCGUCAUGUGUCCCUUGUCGACGAAUUGCCCGUCACUCCUCACCAACAACUUGCUUUGCAGUUGCUCGACAUCAUGCCACAGCCCGGCAAUCGUUGCACCUUGGACGACCUCUGCGAUUGGCUUGACAACGACUUACGGUCGCUGCUAAGCGAUCCCCGUGUGCCAGUUGAGAAGCGUGCCCUGUUCCAGCGCAUCCCUCUUUGGCAUCGCCGUGGAUCGUCCACUGGCCCCCCGUGCACUGGACUGCGGGUUUACACUGAUGGAUCUGCUGACUCGGGAGCCCCUGAUUGUAUUGCCCCGGGAGCUUGGGCUUUCUCCGUUUGGGUUGUCGCCGAUAGAGAGUAUCUGUUCGGGCAUGCUGCCGGCCUUGCUGCCCGUCCUGGAGAUACGGCCUUUCUUGGCGAACCUGACGACAGUGCUCUGUCGUGCGAGCAGCUCGCCAUUGCCUGGGCCCUUGUGUGGGUUAUUCAGUUUGGGGAGUCACUCGGAUUCUCCGUUGAGUUGAGGUAUGAUUGCCAGGCCGCCGGGAAGGGUGCCUUCGGCGCUUCUCUGCCCCCUAAGGUUGGAGCACAGAGAACCCCCUCCGAGUUGUCUGACUUCGUGUGCUACUUGCGUCAGACUGCCGCAAACCGGAUCGCGGUCUCACACUCCCAUGUCCCUGCGCACUCCGGACACACAGCGAAUGAGUUAUGCGACGAGCUCGCCAAACAGGCUCGACGCAACAGCGCUUCUUGCACAGGAGAUCUUCUCCCGACCUGGCCAGGGCUCCUCUUUCUGCACCCGUACAAGGCAUGGAGCUGGCUGCCUCCCAGCGGUACCAGCGAUCUCCCUACGCUAUACAGCUUUGAAGCUGAGGCGCGGCGCAUGCAAUGCCUCAACCUUGUAGGGCAGAUGAGCCCAUCUCUGGGGAGGCAAGCCUCGCCUGCUCGAACGGGUACUGUGCAGGUUAAGGCCAAGUUUGUCACCGCCAACGUCCUGACUUUACUGGACCCCCGCAGUAGGGCGCAAGCUCCUUCUGCACAGUCGCACGCCGGGAUGCGGGUUAUAGCAAAGAAGGAAGUGUUAAAGAGGCAGUUCCUCCAGGCCGGUGUCCUCCUCGCUGGACUGCAGGAGACCCGUCUGCAGCAAAGCUCGAUUAUGCCUGACGCCCAUUUCGUUAUGUUGCAUGCGGGUGCAAGUGACAACGGCCACUUCGGUGUUGCCUUGUGGGCUAAUACCACCGUCCCAUAUGCUGAGGGUAAUGGACGGUCGUGGUAUUUUCAGCGGCAGCACUUUACAGUGUCAGAAGCCACCCCCAGGCUCUUGGUGGUUCAAAUCAGCACUCCCAUUCUGCAAUGGACGGUUGUCGUUGCUCACGGUAUUUCUGACCUUACUGGUGCUUCCAGUGCUGCGGCAUCUUUCUGGACACAUUGCCUUGCUGUCCUCGAGCGACGUCCAAAGUUUUCGGACGUGAUCAUCCUGACGGACGCCAACGCUCACUUAGGGGCCACUCCUUCAGAGUCCGUUGGCGACCAUGACGGAGAGGAUGAAAACCCCGCGGGCACAGGUUUCCACGAGUUUCUCGCGAGAGCUUCAUUGUGGUUGCCUUCUACCUUCAGUGUCUGCCACACUGGCCCUAGCCACACUUGGUUGGGUCCAGGUGGCACACUCCAUAGGUUAGAUUUCGUAGGGGUUCCCCUCCACUGGCACUGUGACAGCAUGCGCACGCACGUGUGGUAUGACUUUGAGCAGCUCCAGACCAAGGACGACCACUAUCCCGUUGUUGCUGUUGCUGAGUUUGCGUGCCGACCCCGGGCGUCUGGCCCUGCUGCCUUUCAUCGCCUUGCCGUUCGGCCUCCUCUUGAUGCCGUCCCUCCUGAAAGUUAUUUCUGCAAUCUUGCUGUUGCGGCAGCCAGCCCUCAAGCCACUUGGCAGGCCCCUGUUGAUGUCCACUAUGCCCACGUUGCCCAAGCCUGGACAACUGCCGGCCGCGCACUCUGUCCACACCAAGUACGGCAACCUUGCCAGACUUAUCUUUCGGUGGAUACCUUGCAGCUUGUCACCUGGCGCAAAGCCUGGCGCAAUCAUCUUAGGACUGUGCGCCGCCAGCGCAACAACCGUCUGUUGGCUUGCGGGUUUCUCAGCUGGCGUUGCUUCUCUCGUGGCGAGCUGUACACAGAUGCCCAGGCAUGGGCUCUUCUCGCGUGGCUUCGCGGACUCGAUGUCGAUAUUGCUCAGGCCUCGCGGAUUGUCUCCGACUUGGGUUUCCGCAUCAAACAGGCCACGCGGGACGACAGGAAUCGCUACCUUGAAGGUCUUGUCCAGGCUGUGACCCUUUCUGACCUCCGUGAUCCAAAGGCCCUCUUCUCGCGCGUACGCCGCGCAUUUCCUCAGUCACGAUCGGCAAGGCGCCCCGUCUUCCAGCCGCUCCCUGCUGUGCAGAAAGCCAAUGGAGAGCUCGCCUGUAGUCUUGAUGAACGACAUGAGUGCUGGCGCUCCCAUUUUGCCGAGCAAGAAGCCGGGGAGGUCAUUCCGGAUGCCUCCUACCCUGCCGCUCUUCGAGCCCAGAAAGCGGUUGGUCACAGGUCCGACACUGUCUUCGAGCUCGCUUGCGUCCCUACUCUUGCUGGCAUUGAGCGGUCCGUGUGUGGUCUUCCGGCCGGCAAGGCCGCGGGCUUUGACGGGAUAACGGGCGAACUCAUGAGGGCUCACGCCCCGUCAUCCGCGCGCCUCCUUGUGGCGGUGUAUACAAAGUCUGCUCUUGGACUUUAUGAACCCAUUGAAUUUCGAGGGGGAGCUCUGCUUCCAUUGGCGAAGCGUGCUGCUUCAUCACUGACGUGCGAUAAAUUCAGGAGUAUCCUUGUGUCAAGCCUACCCGGGAAGGUCCUGCACCAACAGCUCCGACGCCAGUUGUUGCACCCUCUUGAGCGGGCCAAGACCGAGCUUCAGGCCGGGGCCAUGCCCGGCGUGUCGACUGAGGCAAUUGCCAUGACCGCCCGAGUGUUCAGAGACAUUGUCAAGAGACGGGGUCUGCCGCAUGCCCUGACGUUUUUCGACAUCAAGGCCGCAUACUACCGUGUGUUGCGGCAAGUACUCACCCAGGUCGGCGACACCGAGCGUGCUCUCCGACGGCUCUUCUCAGAUUUGGGCAUUCCCUCUUCGGCUCUACAGGAGCUUGUUGACAAACUCUUGGGGGUUGGGGCACUUGGAGAUGCCGAUACCCCUGAACACCUUCAACGGAUGCUUGCUGACGCUCUUCAGGGGACCUGGUUUCGGGUCGACCAAAGUGCGGUGCUUACGCUAACGCACCGUGGAGUGCGGCCCGGCGAUUGCUUGGCUGACGUGCUGUUCGCAUUCACAUUCAGCGCAUACAUGACUGCCGCUGAACAUCGGCUCCAUUCUCUUGGUCUCUCCACUGCGACUCCACAGGCCUCUGGCACGGCUUUGGAGUGCUUCCCUGAUCCGCCCAGUGUUUUGGGUUGUGCUUCUUGGGCGGACGACUUUGUGCAGAUGACUGUCGCUGAGAACCGUCCCAGCCUUGUGCCAAGAGUCAUUCGGAUUGUAGGCGUUUUCCUCGAACAGGCAGAGGUCGCAGGCAUUCAGUUGACUUUUGCUUGCGAUAAGACGGCUACCCUCCUGGAGGACUCGGGGUUCGGGGACCCGCUCGUCCAGACGGACGACGAGGGACCAUAUCUUGAGAUCCGUAGCAGUGUUACUGGCACGGUUGCACGGCUGCCUAUCGUGCCUGCAUAUCGUCAUCUUGGUGGCAUCAUCACAGCCUCGGGGACGCCGGCACCGGAGAUUAACUACAGGCAUUCGUUGGCUGCCGGUGUCAUCCGUCCUCUUCGGACACGCUUGUUUGCCUCUCCGACGAUUCCUCUCCGGACCAGGUUGCAUCUCCUGAAGUCACUUGCGAUUUCUCGGUUUGCAUUUGGCAGCGCGGCUAUUCUCAUGUGUGCCGCCCUUCAUGGCCGCCUUUGGUACAAGUACUACAUCAGCAUUUGGCGCUCCAUUUGGAAGCGGGGCAAAGGAGAGCCUACCAUGCACUCGUACGAAGUGCUUCGGCGCGCGGGGGCCCCGAGCCCUCCACUCGCUUUGGCACUUUCGCGUGCUGUUUUUAUCAGGCAACUCGUCCGUUCCGGACCCUCUACUUUGCUGCACCUGCUCCGGGUCCAGUGGUGUUGUGCUCCUGAGUCUUCUUGGUUGGGGCAGCUCGAACGUGAUGUCGAACAUGUUGCCCUCUUCCUCCCGGAACUCCGGGACCUGCUUCCCGCACGGCGGCGAUUGGAGUCGUUGCUUGAGGCCAUUACCGAUGCACCCAACUGGUGGGUAAGCAAGGUCAAACAGGCCGGUGCUGUCUUCCAGAAAGAUCUUGAGCGCUGGAGGAAGGCCAAGGAUGAUGCUGGCGAGGCCCCGUCAGUUCGCCCUUCAGCUGCACUGCUCGCGAGUUCCAGCGAGGAACCCGAGCUUUUCUCCUGCUCAUGGUGCCCUGCCAAGUUUACAUUGCGCAAACAUCUCGGGGCGCAUCUUGCGAAGUCCCACGGCAUCUUUUCCCCUGCUCGCCACCUGGCUUUUGGCACGAGCUGCAUCAGCUGCCUGAAAUGUUACCAUUCAGUUGCGCGUGUCCAGGCGCACCUGAAAAGUUCAGACCGGUGCUUGCGUCGUUCCUGCCUGUUGGCUCCGCCGCUUUCCGUUCCCGACAUCCGGAAUGUCGAGGACGAGGAGACCAAGGGUUUCGGGCCGGCCAACCUGACUGCGGACGAGAGGCUGGCAGCGUGCGGAGAAGACCUGGAAUUGUCAGUCCUCUCUCGGCUCUACCGGCCUUCGCCCACCUUCCUUGCCUGGAUUGAUGCCUUUAUCGACGGUCGUUCGCACGAGGGACACGAAUUUCGCCAUACCCCGACCAUCUCCGGUGUGGCAUCGCAGGGGCACCACUCUCAGCCCCGAUACCUCGAGGACCGUUCGACAUCCUCGGUCUCGAUGGGAAGGAAAUGGCAUCGCGGACAGCAGUGGGACCGCGACACCGACUAUGUGUCCACCGACUAUGGAGGAUCCUACCACUUGUGGGGUGGGGCGUACUCGGCAUCGCCGAAGGCUGCCCCGAAGGCCAAGUCUCGGUUGCGCUACGAUCAGACCGUUGUGCCGGACCGUCCUGCGAAACCAGCCCUGCCUUCGGAGGAGGACUCUCUGGCGAUUGUGGCUGGUGGCAAUGGGCCCCUGUCACAAGCGAUCCAGAAGGCACUCACCAUGGCCAAGAAGUCAGAUGGCCGUGUCCGCAAGCUUCGCAAGGACAUUGCUACCCGAAGGGCUCAGUUCGACCAGUUCGGUCGCGAGCUGAAGGCAUCCUACGCGGCCGAGCAACGACGCUUCGAUGCCGAUGUGCAGCGUUUGGAGGAAGAGGUGCAAGCGGCUGCACAGUCUGGCCAGCAGGCAGCUCGGGCCGUGCAACAUCUUGUUCUGCAUGGUGUCCAGGAGCAGAAGGACGAGGACGAGGAAGCAGCAGCGGAUGCGGCCUGGAAUCAGCUCAUGGCGGCCCCGGCCCCCGAGGAAGAGCCGCCUUCCCAGUUCUUGGCGGAUGCCAUGGAGAUCCCGGGCACGGGCUCAGGACUCAUUGCUACAGGGGCUGUGGAUGCCCACAGUGCCCCCAACUAUGCGACCGAGCCAGUGGGUGCGCCGUUCGCUCACUCACUGGCUGCCCCGCGGGACCGGCAGUGGCGCCUGUGGCAGUCACUCCGGAAGGACGUCGACCUGCUGGAAAGCCUCGGACACCGAUCAAGGCCCACACCAAGCCUACACAUCCACCGUCGGGCGGCCCGCAGCUUGGGGCAGAAACUGGAAGAGAAGCGCGAGGCAGCGCUGCAUGGUCAGUCUGCUACGCCCGGUGCCACGGAAGCCGACGUUUCCAGCCAUGGUCCCCAGGGUGCGACAGGCCUGCCAGCACAGGUAAUCAACGACGACGACGAGGUCCCGCGCUCGCUCAGGCUACUGUGGUUCGUAGCUUGGCGAAUGCUGACGACCCUCGGGCAAGUCCCUUCCAGAGCUGCCGCUUCGGAUGGAUGCGGGAGUGAUGUUCUGUUUGGCCGGCCUUGGAAGCCUCCCGAUCCUUCGACCCCAGAGAGUGAUUGUGCCGACAGCUGUCCUGAUCUGGUCCUUGCACUUUGGGUCCUGGUUGCCUUGCCUGAUUCCUCGAUUCCUGUCGCUUGGAUUUGGUCAUCCUCGGCACUGUUCUGGGCCAAUUGGAUUUCCGGUCUCAGAACUCUGUGCCCUCGCCUCGCCCAGCCGUCCGGCUGUGGCUUCGAUGCACAGGUGCCAAACAGUCGGAUCGGUGGCUCUGGGCCGUCGACCUCGUACCAUGGUGAAAGAAGCUCUGGUCUAAACGACGGCCGGCCUCAGAUUGCGCAGCUCCAUGGACUCCUCCUUUCUGCGUUGAGUUCUUCCCUUCAUUCCCUCGCCAGCCACAUACUGCCAAUCUGCCACAGCAUCUGUGCAAUCUUGCAACUGGGUUUGCUGAAGCUCUUGGGACGUGCCUUGCCACGACGAUUCCAGGCUCUUCGCCGUGCACUUCGAUUUCUUACUCUGGGUGUGCCUGGCUCUGUAGUCCUGCCCUUGGGCUACAUCGGUGUCGGUGGAUUCCGGAAAACCCAAGGUCCCAGCCGCUCGGCACGCGUCGGCAGUGUGGUCCCUAUCCCACCCGUGCCUUGCCAGCACAGUGGACAGGCUUCCGGCCCUGCCUCCGGUGUUUCGUGGUGGCCCACUCAGUUUUGGCUUGCUGCAGCGGUGGCGUCUAGCAACGACCGUGUUCCAGACCCACUGCUUGCCACGGCUCCUGCUGCUCUGUGCAUCGAGACAGUUGCAUUGGGGCAACAACGCCACAGCCCUAGGUGUUGCAAGCUCGACCAGGAGCCGCCUUCACACACACCACAGCAGCGCGCUGAUCUCGAAAGGCUCCGUGCAGUUGAGCUACAUGAUUUACGACCAUGGCCACGCCUUCCUGCGAGCGAUGGCCCUGCCCCGCCCACCACAGACCCAGUGACAGCCAUGCUAGCUGGAGUAGAGCCUUCCGUGCCCUUCACCUUUGGCAUUUUGAUCCCUGGGUACGCCACCGAAACUGUCCAGCUCAGCCUCUUCCCUCCUGUUGAGGUCCAUGAUGCUUUGGAGCUUCUGCAGCAAGAGCGGGAUCAGGUCCAGGCCAGGCUUUUUCCGGUGCUUUUGCCUGUUCGGCCCAUGCCAUCACCGAAUUACGGCAUCGUUGCGGCCCUACCCUCUUGGACCACCUCCGAUGUGUGCUUGUGCCUGGACCUGCAAGAGGUCGACGGGCGGCUCUACACCGAUCUUGGUCCGACGGCUGCAUCGCGUGAGGUCUUGCUUCGGCUAGUUGGGCUACCCGAGAAUGCCCCCGUUGACGUGUACCUUGGCGCAAGUGCAGUGCCAAUCCAAGCAACGGAAACAGUCGAGCUCGACAAUGGGUGCACUCUCUUCUUCACUCCUCAAUUUGCUCUUCCAGGCGCAUAUUUUUUCCUUGAGGACAUUUUAUUGUCGUCACACGGCUGGCACGAGGAUGCAUUCAUUCCCCAGGGUCCCGACGACCCGGUUCUGUGUGUCGUGACUGACCGCGGCCCACAGCUGGUGUCGUUCCCGGACGAGGCCUCAUUUGGAGAAGCCGGCACCAUUGAGCGGAUGCUUGAGCUGCCUGAGGAACAGUUGGUUCUCCAGCCUGCAGUCCCUCCCGUACGAGACGCUGCCAUGAAGGGGCGGCGAUGCCGGGGCGUGUUUGGAGCUUCUGGGUGGGUUCCUCGGGAUGAGGCCCGAUCUGCCUUGGAGCUCGUGCCUCCGGUUCUUGGUCUUGUAGAUUGCAGAGCGCUUCUUCAAGGAUGGGACCUAAUUUCGUCACCACAGGGACGUUUCCCAUUUGCUGACUUCUACGAUGUCCUGGCGACCUUUACCCCACCGCACUGGGAGCUGUAUUUGGAAAGAGCAAUCCAACAGGAGCAUAUGCUACAGUACUUCCCUGGUGCUGUUAUCUAUGCCUCCUACAUGCCCUUGCGCACAGUCGACCCUGCGACUUCAUCCGGUGAGGACGUUGCACAUGACAUGCACGUUUCUGAUCGUGAUGACAACAGUUCCGCACAUGAUGAGUCCCAGCCUGAGCCCGGGGUGACGGCAAGAGCUAGGUCUGAGUCUGCAUCUGACACUGACGCGGACAUGUCUGACGCGGGGCUUGCAAGCCGCCACUCGCCUCGAGAGGAGGAGGUGAGCCCGGGUCCCUCAAGUGACUCGGAUGAUAGCCCGGGCUCGGCCGACAGCGAUUCUGCUACUUCUUCCGGCGAGACCAGUGAGUUCUCUGCGGUUUUCGUUGUCCUUACUCCAGAAUACAUCCCGGAGAUCAUCACCAUUGUUGUUCCCGGGCCCUGUUCCUGGAGGUCCGUCCAGAGGAGGGUGCAGGCCGCGCGCCCACCAUUGCGUCGAGGACGCUUCCCGGCCUUGCGCCCAGUCGAGCCCCAGCCGGUGCAAGACCAUGUGCUGCUCCUGGCGGUGCCAGCUUGGAGCGAUGGUGUCUUUGUUGCCAUCGACUGCUCGCGCGUGAAUGGUACCUUCUUCUCAGUUGCGGCGCGCGCACAAGUCGAUCGUGCAUACCUACUGGCUGCCGCCGGGUUUCCUCCCAGCUCCGAUCUUGAGGUUUAUGUGCACAAUCUCCUAGGCCCCAUCUCUGAUAGUGAGCGGGUCGACCUCUGCACCGGCUACUGCGUUUCCUUCCUGCCGCCUCGCAAUGCGGUCCUUGUCGUGUCUGAUGUGUGUGACCGCUUGAGGAACCCAACCGGUUGGAACCUUGACUUGCGUCUACCUGUUGCUCCUGGUUUCUGGAUUCACGUGCUGACAGACACCGGCCCCGUGCGUCUGCUUGUGCCGCGCGAACGGCGACGCUUCCUUCGACAACAUGUCGCUGAUUCCAUCCAGGUUGAUGUGGACAGGCUUUUCUUGCAGGCGGCUAGGCCUCCACUGCGCGACUCCUGUGACCAAGGCAUUCUUGCUGACAAUGUUUUUGUCGCUACCGCCAACCACACCGAUGUGCUCUCUGGCGAUCCUCCUGUUGCAUAUUUCCUUGAUGCGAGGCCAAUGCUCGCCGGCGUCACUUGGAGUUUUGCUCCUGCAGGCAUCCCUGACGAGGCUAUGAUUCUUGACUUUUGCAGCCCAUACUGUCCUCCUGGAUAUCGGGCAGUCAUCUCGGGCGGCCAAAGAGAUGCGUCUGGAGUGCUUCGCGUCGGGGCCGGAGAGGUCUUGUGUGUCGAUUGUGCACUGACACCGCAGGGGGUCGAUGAAGCACGGCCUCAUCCGGACCGGCCUUCCGACUCUUCUCCAGGCCCUGACCAACCUGAUGAUCCCGAUAGCUCCUCCAGCGACGAUGACCCCUCUCAUGGCCGCAGCGUCCGCCGUCGGACCCACAAUUUUGCACCUGCCUCUGGUUUCGAUCCUGCACCUAACGGAGGGCCAGUCGGCACAAGGAUGGAGAAGGCAUGCAAUGCCGAAGUGUUGGACCACAGCCUGCUUCGGGUUGGGUUGCAUCCGCGAGCGCAGACAAUGGCGGCAGGCCUGUUCCUACUCCGUGCCGUGCUCAUGUCCCUCACUCCGGUUUUGUCUCGGAUCUUCCCAAUCCUGAUCUUGUUGGAGAGCAUCAAUUCCUCCGGGAAGCACCUAUCGGGCCCACUCUUCUUGAAGAAGCGUGCCAGCGCUGCCAGGGAUCCGUCGGACAUCCCCUUUGGGAAGCCGCCACCCUCCUUGCGUCAUGUGUCCCUUGUCGACGAAUUGCCCGUCACUCCUCACCAACAACUUGCUUUGCAGUUGCUCGACAUCAUGCCACAGCCCGGCAAUCGUUGCACCUUGGACGACCUCUGCGAUUGGCUUGACAACGACUUACGGUCGCUGCUAAGCGAUCCCCGUGUGCCAGUUGAGAAGCGUGCCCUGUUCCAGCGCAUCCCUCUUUGGCAUCGCCGUGGAUCGUCCACUGGCCCCCCGUGCACUGGACUGCGGGUUUACACUGAUGGAUCUGCUGACUCGGGAGCCCCUGAUUGUAUUGCCCCGGGAGCUUGGGCUUUCUCCGUUUGGGUUGUCGCCGAUAGAGAGUAUCUGUUCGGGCAUGCUGCCGGCCUUGCUGCCCGUCCUGGAGAUACGGCCUUUCUUGGAGAACCUGACGACAGUGCUCUGUCGUGCGAGCAGCUCGCCAUUGCCUGGGCCCUUGUGUGGGUUAUUCAGUUUGGGGAGUCACUCGGAUUCUCCGUUGAGUUGAGGUAUGAUUGCCAGGCCGCCGGGCAUGGAGCUGGCUGCCUCCCAGCGGUACCAGCGAUCUCCCUACGCUAUACAGCUUUGAAGCUGAGGCAAGCCUCGCCUGCUCGAACGGGUACUGUGCAGGUUAAGGCCAAGUUUGUCACCGCCAACGUCCUGACUUUACUGGACCCCCGCAGUAGGGCGCAAGCUCCUUCUGCACAGUCGCACGCCGGGAUGCGGGUUAUAGCAAAGAAGGAAGUGUUAAAGAGGCAGUUCCUCCAGGCCGGUGUCCUCCUCGCUGGACUGCAGGAGACCCGUCUGCAGCAAAGCUCGAUUAUGCCUGACGCCCAUUUCGUUAUGUUGCAUGCGGGUGCAAGUGACAACGGCCACUUCGGUGUUGCCUUGUGGGCUAAUACCACCGUCCCAUAUGCUGAGGGUAAUGGACGGUCGUGGUAUUUUCAGCGGCAGCACUUUACAGUGUCAGAAGCCACCCCCAGGCUCUUGGUGGUUCAAAUCAGCACUCCCAUUCUGCAAUGGACGGUUGUCGUUGCUCACGGUAUUUCUGACCUUACUGGUGCUUCCAGUGCUGCGGCAUCUUUCUGGACACAUUGCCUUGCUGUCCUCGAGCGACGUCCAAAGUUUUCGGACGUGAUCAUCCUGACGGACGCCAACGCUCACUUAGGGGCCACUCCUUCAGAGUCCGUUGGCGACCAUGACGGAGAGGAUGAAAACCCCGCGGGCACAGGUUUCCACGAGUUUCUCGCGAGAGCUUCAUUGUGGUUGCCUUCUACCUUCAGUGUCUGCCACACUGGCCCUAGCCACACUUGGUUGGGUCCAGGUGGCACACUCCAUAGGUUAGAUUUCGUAGGGGUUCCCCUCCACUGGCACUGUGACAGCAUGCGCACGCACGUGUGGUAUGACUUUGAGCAGCUCCAGACCAAGGACGACCACUAUCCCGUUGUUGCUGUUGCUGAGUUUGCGUGCCGACCCCGGGCGUCUGGCCCUGCUGCCUUUCAUCGCCUUGCCGUUCGGCCUCCUCUUGAUGCCGUCCCUCCUGAAAGUUAUUUCUGCAAUCUUGCUGUUGCGGCAGCCAGCCCUCAAGCCACUUGGCAGGCCCCUGUUGAUGUCCACUAUGCCCACGUUGCCCAAGCCUGGACAACUGCCGGCCGCGCACUCUGUCCACACCAAGUACGGCAACCUUGCCAGACUUAUCUUUCGGUGGAUACCUUGCAGCUUGUCACCUGGCGCAAAGCCUGGCGCAAUCAUCUUAGGACUGUGCGCCGCCAGCGCAACAACCGUCUGUUGGCUUGCGGGUUUCUCAGCUGGCGUUGCUUCUCUCGUGGCGAGCUGUACACAGAUGCCCAGGCAUGGGCUCUUCUCGCGUGGCUUCGCGGACUCGAUGUCGAUAUUGCUCAGGCCUCGCGGAUUGUCUCCGACUUGGGUUUCCGCAUCAAACAGGCCACGCGGGACGACAGGAAUCGCUGCCUUGAAGGUCUUGUCCAGGCUGUGACCCUUUCUGACCUCCGUGAUCCAAAGGCCCUCUUCUCGCGCGUACGCCGCGCAUUUCCUCAGUCACGAUCGGCAAGGCGCCCCGUCUUCCAGCCGCUCCCUGCUGUGCAGAAAGCCAAUGGAGAGCUCGCCUGUAGUCUUGAUGAACGACAUGAGUGCUGGCGCUCCCAUUUUGCCGAGCAAGAAGCCGGGGAGGUCAUUCCGGAUGCCUCCUACCCUGCCGCUCUUCGAGCCCAGAAAGCGGUUGGUCACAGGUCCGACACUGUCUUCGAGCUCGCUUGCGUCCCUACUCUUGCUGGCAUUGAGCGGUCCGUGUGUGGUCUUCCGGCCGGCAAGGCCGCGGGCUUUGACGGGAUAACGGGCGAACUCAUGAGGGCUCACGCCCCGUCAUCCGCGCGCCUCCUUGUGGCGGUGUAUACAAAGUCUGCUCUUGGACUUUAUGAACCCAUUGAAUUUCGAGGGGGAGCUCUGCUUCCAUUGGCGAAGCGUGCUGCUUCAUCACUGACGUGCGAUAAAUUCAGGAGUAUCCUUGUGUCAAGCCUACCCGGGAAGGUCCUGCACCAACAGCUCCGACGCCAGUUGUUGCACCCUCUUGAGCGGGCCAAGACCGAGCUUCAGGCCGGGGCCAUGCCCGGCGUGUCGACUGAGGCAAUUGCCAUGACCGCCCGAGUGUUCAGAGACAUUGUCAAGAGACGGGGUCUGCCGCAUGCCCUGACGUUUUUCGACAUCAAGGCCGCAUACUACCGUGUGUUGCGGCAAGUACUCACCCAGGUCGGCGACACCGAGCGUGCUCUCCGACGGCUCUUCUCAGAUUUGGGCAUUCCCUCUUCGGCUCUACAGGAGCUUGUUGACAAACUCUUGGGGGUUGGGGCACUUGGAGAUGCCGAUACCCCUGAACACCUUCAACGGAUGCUUGCUGACGCUCUUCAGGGGACCUGGUUUCGGGUCGACCAAAGUGCGGUGCUUACGCUAACGCACCGUGGAGUGCGGCCCGGCGAUUGCUUGGCUGACGUGCUGUUCGCAUUCACAUUCAGCGCAUACAUGACUGCCGCUGAACAUCGGCUCCAUUCUCUUGGUCUCUCCACUGCGACUCCACAGGCCUCUGGCACGGCUUUGGAGUGCUUCCCUGAUCCGCCCAGUGUUUUGGGUUGUGCUUCUUGGGCGGACGACUUUGUGCAGAUGACUGUCGCUGAGAACCGUCCCAGCCUUGUGCCAAGAGUCAUUCGGAUUGUAGGCGUUUUCCUCGAACAGGCAGAGGUCGCAGGCAUUCAGUUGACUUUUGCUUGCGAUAAGACGGCUACCCUCCUGGAGGACUCGGGGUUCGGGGACCCGCUCGUCCAGACGGACGACGAGGGACCAUAUCUUGAGAUCCGUAGCAGUGUUACUGGCACGGUUGCACGGCUGCCUAUCGUGCCUGCAUAUCGUCAUCUUGGUGGCAUCAUCACAGCCUCGGGGACGCCGGCACCGGAGAUUAACUACAGGCAUUCGUUGGCUGCCGGUGUCAUCCGUCCUCUUCGGACACGCUUGUUUGCCUCUCCGACGAUUCCUCUCCGGACCAGGUUGCAUCUCCUGAAGUCACUUGCGAUUUCUCGGUUUGCAUUUGGCAGCGCGGCUAUUCUCAUGUGUGCCGCCCUUCAUGGCCGCCUUUGGUACAAGUACUACAUCAGCAUUUGGCGCUCCAUUUGGAAGCGGGGCAAAGGAGAGCCUACCAUGCACUCGUACGAAGUGCUUCGGCGCGCGGGGGCCCCGAGCCCUCCACUCGCUUUGGCACUUUCGCGUGCUGUUUUUAUCAGGCAACUCGUCCGUUCCGGACCCUCUACUUUGCUGCACCUGCUCCGGGUCCAGUGGUGUUGUGCUCCUGAGUCUUCUUGGUUGGGGCAGCUCGAACGUGAUGUCGAACAUGUUGCCCUCUUCCUCCCGGAACUCCGGGACCUGCUUCCCGCACGGCGGCGAUUGGAGUCGUUGCUUGAGGCCAUUACCGAUGCACCCAACUGGUGGGUAAGCAAGGUCAAACAGGCCGGUGCUGUCUUCCAGAAAGAUCUUGAGCGCUGGAGGAAGGCCAAGGAUGAUGCUGGCGAGGCCCCGUCAGUUCGCCCUUCAGCUGCACUGCUCGCGAGUUCCAGCGAGGAACCCGAGCUUUUCUCCUGCUCAUGGUGCCCUGCCAAGUUUACAUUGCGCAAACAUCUCGGGGCGCAUCUUGCGAAGUCCCACGGCAUCUUUUCCCCUGCUCGCCACCUGGCUUUUGGCACGAGCUGCAUCAGCUGCCUGAAAUGUUACCAUUCAGUUGCGCGUGUCCAGGCGCACCUGAAAAGUUCAGACCGGUGCUUGCGUCGUUCCUGCCUGUUGGCUCCGCCGCUUUCCGUUCCCGACAUCCGGAAUGUCGAGGACGAGGAGACCAAGGGUUUCGGGCCGGCCAACCUGACUGCGGACGAGAGGCUGGCAGCGUGCGGAGAAGACCUGGAAUUGUCAGUCCUCUCUCGGCUCUACCGGCCUUCGCCCACCUUCCUUGCCUGGAUUGAUGCCUUUAUCGACGGUCGUUCGCACGAGGGUCCGAGGUGCGGGGCGGCUUCCUUCUGGCACUCCAGGCCGACGUUUCACCCGAAUUCGACUUGCUAG
Symbiodinium sp. CCMP2592 is the source of this 18267-nucleotide messenger RNA. Lineage: Eukaryota; Dinophyceae; Suessiales; Symbiodiniaceae. The record is from the annotation of a GenBank genome assembly.